AUGAAAACCUUCAUAAUCCUGUGCACAUUGGCCGUGGUCGUGUUUGGUCGCCCCGAGGAUCACUACACUGACAAAUAUGAUACCAUUAACCUUGAUGAAAUCCUAGACAAUAGAAGACUACUAGAACCUUACAUAAAGUGCGGGCUUGAGCUGGGCAAGUGCUCACCUGAGGGCAAGGAACUUAAAUCUCACAUCAAAGAAGCAUUGGAAACUUACUGCGAAAAGUGCACGAAGGCCCAACAGUCAGGAACUCGCCGUGUGAUCGCUCAUCUUAUCAACAAGGAACCGCAAUACUGGAAACAACUUACUGCCAAAUAUGACAAGGAUAACAAAUACACUGCCAAAUAUGAAGCUGAACUAAAAAUUAUUAAAGUAAUGUAA
This is a messenger RNA of Arctia plantaginis, 381 nucleotides long. The record is from the annotation of a GenBank genome assembly. Lineage: Eukaryota; Metazoa; Arthropoda; Insecta; Lepidoptera; Erebidae.